AUGACGUUUGUUAUCAAAAUAAAACAUUUCUUCAUUGAAAACAGCGUGCUCUAAAAUAUUUUGCGUUCUGAAAAUAAAGAAUAAAUAAUUUGUCUUUUUGUUUUUGUUUUCUGUUUUAAGAGGAAAAACAAAUUUUUCCCAUCAUCACUUCAAAAUGCACGAUUUUUACAAACCCGCUACAAGUGAUGACUCCGAUGACAGUUUAGGCUUAAUUGAGGACGAUGGUCCAGUUGUUGUUGCGGACUUUGCCAGCGAUUCAGAUGACUCAAUCGACAUUAGCGAUGACGAUGAUUUCGAUCCCGAUGCUGUUGAUUCAGAUGAUUCCGAUGAUGAUGAUGAUAUGGUCGCCAAUGCGAACGCGACAGCUGCAGGAUCGUCGUCAGGUCAAAAUACAGCCGCCAAUAAUGACGACAAACCAAGUGGCUCCACGGCAAUCGAGGAAAUGAAUGAAGACGAAGAAGAAGACGAGACUGUGCGUGCUAUAAUUGCUGCCAUCAAGAAGCCACGAACAUCACCGCCUGAAAUCAAGCUGGACGAUUUCAUUUCUGACAUAUGCUUUAGUCCAGAGGACGAUAUCAUUGCCAUAGCCACAAUUACAGGUGAUGUUCAUCUGUACAGAUAUGCCAAUGAGCAGAACACGCACUUGAAAACCAUUGAAGUGCAUACAAAAGCCUGUCGUGAUGUUGAAUUCACAGAGGACGGCAAAUUCCUAUUGACAGGUUCAAAGGAUAAGUCAAUUAUGAUCACUGACAUGGAGACUGAAAAACUGAAACAAUUCUACGAUGAAGCACAUGAAGAUGCGGUCAAUAAAUUAAUUGUUAUCGAUGAAAAUAUGUUCGCUAGUGGUGACGACAGCGGAACAGUUAAACUCUGGGAUUCAAGAACUAAGGAGGCAGUCUUUUCCCUCAAAGAAGUCGAAGAUAGUAUUCUAUCGAUGCUUACAAACGAUGCUAAGAAGCUGCUUCUAGUCACAAGUGCCGAUGGCUAUUUAACAACAUUAAACAUAGCUGCACGUAAACUUUUCGUCCAAUCAGAACCCUACGAAGAAGAACUGACUUGUAUGGGAACGUUCCGUGGUGAUUCCAAGUUAAUUGUUGGAACAUCCAAAGGCCGCCUCUACACAUACAAUUGGGGUCAAUUUGGAUAUCAUUCUGAUAUGUUCCCGGGUGUUAAGUCAUCAAUGAGUGUUAUGAUUCCUGUGACUGAUCGAAUUGCGUGUGUUGCUGGCGAAGAAGGUAUAUUGCGUGCAGUUCAUAUAGCACCAUUUAAGACAUUGGGUGUUGUGGGACAACACAGUUUGCCUAUUGAAUCGCUGGACAUAAGUAACAAUGGCCAUUUGUUGGCAUCGAGUUCGCACAAUAAUGAUGUUCGCUUCUGGAAUGUAACCUAUUUUGAAGGUUUUGCUGAUAUCAAGUAUAAUCAAAAACACAAUGCACACAGAGAGAAUCGGCAUAAUUUGCCAUCGUCCAAGUACACAAAUGCAUCAGACUUUUUCUCGGAUUUAGCUGGAGGCGGUGAUGAUUGAUAUUUGUUUAGAAUACUUUGUUAGAGUCAGUCAUUCAGCUAUCAUUGAAAAUUAUUUAAUAAAAUGGUUAAACUUUUUAA
Eupeodes corollae is the source of this 1605-nucleotide messenger RNA. RefSeq names its product WD repeat-containing protein 55 homolog. The record is from RefSeq and is a predicted model, not a curated record. Gene Ontology annotation, molecular function: protein binding. Lineage: Eukaryota; Metazoa; Arthropoda; Insecta; Diptera; Syrphidae. The transcript has 4 exons. The coding region runs from base 155 to 1525 and encodes 456 amino acids.